Molecule: messenger RNA, 4221 nt
Organism: Vanrija pseudolonga
Lineage: Eukaryota; Fungi; Basidiomycota; Tremellomycetes; Trichosporonales; Trichosporonaceae
Gene: SPCC576.05
Product: SAC3 family protein 1
Exons: 6
Coding region: 105-4175 (1356 amino acids)
Biological process (GO): mRNA export from nucleus
Cellular component (GO): cytoplasm; transcription export complex 2; nucleus
Source: RefSeq, a predicted model, not a curated record
UGAUCACCCCAACCACCUCGGCAUUGUGCAACAAGCAGCCGCGUCUGCAACACCUCGCAGGCAGACACGGCAGCUGCACUUCGCCCCACAUCCCAUUUCGCACGAUGGCGCCGCCCUCACCGGCCUUUGCGGCCGACUCUGACGGCGAUGAGGACUUUCUCAAGGCCGACAAGAAGGCCGCCCGCGCCGCCCGUUUCAACACGGUGCUCGUCGGCAACCGCUACAAGGAGCUGGAAGCCACUCGCGCACAGGAGCGUAAGGCCUUCCUCGAGCAAGGGUUAAUCUCGUCGGGGAAGACCACCUUGGGCUCUGCCGUCGACAUGCGGGGAACAUGUGAAGACAUGUGCCCAGAGUACGAACGAGAGUUUCGAGAGUACACCCGGGAGAUUCACCCAUUCGAAGCUCUGCCAAAUCGACGGAUGGAUCACUCCAAAGCCGUAGCGGCGUAUACCCGAUCAGAUGCCGGUGCUGGACAUGGUGACGCCGUCAAGUUACCAUCAGACCUGCGUACCCCUCAAGCCCUCGUGCGAUCACUCGACUAUCUUAUCGGCCAGAUCCUUCCGCUUCAGCCCGCCGUCAACCCUAAUGCGGUCAACCCACCACCACCAACGGAACGACGAGCUUUGGGCAACUCUGCAGGCUUUAUCCGCGACCGCACACGAGCCAUCCGCAAGGAGUUUGCGAUGCAGUCGAGCUGGGGCCACGACGAGGCGAUUGCAACUUUCGAGCGGAUAGCCCGAUGGCAUAUCCUCUGUCUGCGCGAACUGCAGGAGGAGACUGGAUCCAACACGGACAUGCACAUCGACUCGGCGGAGCUUGGACGAUGCUUUACGUCACUGAGACAACAGUACAACGACCGGCGAGAGGAGCUUGGCGUCGACACACCCUGCCCUAAUGAGCCAGAGUUUCGCGCCUAUAUGCUCAUUUUCGACCUCGCCAACAAGUCUGUCUCGAUCCCAACUGCCGAACUGCCCGCUGCUAUCUUGGACCACCCCCUUGUCAAGCUAGCAUGGCAGAUCCGGCAAGCUGCCCAGCGCAACUUUGACAUGCAGAAGGAAGGCUCCAAGCUCAAUGCUGAACUCGGAGCCAAUCUGUUGACACGGUUCGUUCGUCUCCUCAAGCAGGGCAAAGUGCCAUACCUCCUCUCCUGUCUCAUCGAGGUCCGGCUUCGCGACAUCCGCCGAAGUGCUCUCCGUGCCCUUGUCCGCUCCUACCCUCGUCUCAAGGCCGAGCCGAUUCGGUACAGUGAAUCGGGUGAGGUGCUGGAGCGCCGAAUGCUCUUAUUCGACACUAUGGACAUCCUCAUGGGUGCGGAGGAGCAGGAAGACGACGAACCUGCCUGGGAUGACAUUGUGCCAGUGUCCAAAAACCCCGACGACGAGUCUGCUGCCAUCGCCGAGCGGUUUGGUAUCGAGGUGUUCCAGGAUGUCGAGAUUGGUCCUGUCGGCGCGUUGGUUAACCUUGGUGCCAAGUUCAACGACAAUAAGGAUGCUCCGUUUACCCGCCGAUGGAAGCUCAUCACGGAGAAGAAGGGCGACGCCUCGUACUCGGACAUCAUCAACGGCAACGCCGGCAUUCAGAUUGACGGUACAGCUGCCCUUCGACCAGCUGUGAUGUCAGCGCCUCGACCGCGUCCCGUGUACAAGCCGUCGCCAGCUUUAGCCAAGGCCGCCCCGCAGCCGGCUGUACCUGGGAAAAGCAUCUUUGAGCGACCUGGAUCGUCAUCAUCAUCAUCGGCGGGCGCGUUCUCGUCGCAGAGUGCCUUUGGGAAAGGCCCGUUCGCAAAUGGCGGUCCCUCUGCGAACGGAGGUGGAAGUGCCUUUUCUACAUCGUCAACUACUGGCAGUGCCUUUGCGUCCACAAGUGCAGGCCUGUCGGCGUUCGGCAAGCCUCCCCAAACUUCUGCCUUCGCCCCCACGCCCAAGGCGCAGCCUUCAGCCUCUGCAUUCGCACCAGCUACACCACCACCACCAAAAGUAGCGCCACCAGAAGUGUCAACGACUCCAACUGUGCCGCCGCCGCCAAUACCUUCCUUCUUCAACAAGCCCGACCCGACGCCUCCCAAGCCCGCCGAUCCACAGCCAAAGCCAAUACCGUCCUUCUUUGACGCCGCACUCUCUGGUGUUUCAAAGCCGCCAACGUCGGAGCCCACCUCCAUUCCAUCCUUCUUCGACAAACCGGCACCGGCCGGGCCGUCAAAGGCGCCCCCAACGUUCUUUGCUUCUCAGACUACAACGCCAACUGCGAUUCCGCCGAAGCCGCCCUCGCCAAAGCUGCCUUCUCCACCCCGACCUCCACCUGUGCCGGUCAUCCCCCGAAUCAAGAUCUCGCAUGCUCAGAGGCGAGCAGCACCCUUCAUUCUCAGCCGGCAGCUCGUUGACGAGGUUGUGGAUCAAAUCCUCCAAUCUGUGGAGCCUGACCUGGCCAAGAUUGUCCAUCGACAGGAGGCUGCCAAGCAGCACCGAGAGUCGUUGGCGCAGCGCCAGGCGUUCAUCAAGAAGUGCUCCGCGCUAGUCUUUGACCGAUUGGUGGAAGAGGAGGUGACACGAGUGGCGAAACGAGUACAGUCCCUCGAGCUACGGGCACAGACACUCGCUCGAAAAAUUGCCCUUCACUGGCUGGAUUGGACCAGGCGAAAGGUCGAGCUUCAGGCCAAGAUGGAACAGGCCCGUGAACAGACGUUCUCAACCCUGCGAUCCAUGGGGUUGACUCGGUCGACUGCAUCGUUUGCAGGCGGAUCGAGGUUGACACUAUCCCCGGCGCCCUCACGUUCCACGCGGCGGGAGGAGGCAGAGGUCAACAUGGAACUGCGCCGUGCAGAGCGGAUCAAGAAUCAACUACAUGCCCCGUCCACCUUCCUGCACUCGAUCGCCCGACACGUUGCGCCGCUGCUGUCAGAGCAGACAGAUGAGGAGACACCUCUUUGGGAGACUGUCCUCCUCACUGCAGAGAAUUCUGGGUCACCAGCCAAUGAGGAAGCAAGGAAUUGGCUUGUUCGAAAGCUUACAAGUGGCCACGACCUGCACCGUGACGGAGUCGACUUUAUCACCACUGUAUCCGAGGCCGAUGGCGAGUUCCCUGGCUCAGUCGACACCGGGCUGUUCAUCCUGGAAGCGCCGACCACCGUCGACCAGAAGAUUCCGCGCAAUGUCAAUGUCGAUGACGCGCAGGACCGGUUGGAGGCAGCGAUCGGUGUUGCCAAGCAGCAAAGCCGCUACAAAUCAUCACUGCUCAUCCUGACCUGGGAGAGAGAGUCGCUCGACCAAGUUGUUCAACGCCUCGACAUCGGACCCCAAGUCGCUCAGUUUGACGCCGUUCAAGUUUUUAGCCUCGAUGGCGCUGAGGACUUGGACAACCGCUUUGGCGCGGUGGUGCGCAGCCUGGUGCCUCGAGACCCUCUCAAGGGACAAGUGGUGGUGCCGGUUAAACGCCUUGUCGCGAUCACCGAGCCGUCAUGGCAGCGACUCUAUGCCUUUGCUGAGCACGUGCUUGCCAAGUUUCCUACCGACACGGGACUUGUUACAAAGGCUUUGGCACUCACAGUGGACCUACUUCGGCAGCUCAUCGAUAUCAUCGACGGUGUUGUCGAGGAACUGCCCGUCAGCGACAACUCGAGCUACGCGCCACCAGAGCUCCAGCCGUUCCCAUCUAUCAAGGGCCGUGACCAUGUCGCCAUUGGUGAAGCAAUCGCAGAAUACCUGUCGCAACCGCCACUGAGCUUGGUUGACGACGUCGCUCUGGCCCUUGGCCCCCUGCGUCAGGCCACGGCGCAAGGACGACCACUUCCCAUUCUCCCCGUCCUGUCCGGGAUCGCCAAUUACGUCUUUGGCACCCUUACACUCCAACGCCUCCCGCUAGACCAAUGGCUGCCUGGCAACGAACCUGUCGAGGCGGUGGACAAACUGGCCAUCGACGUCCAAGACUCUUUUGGCAGUGCCACCGACCAGGCUGUGGAAGGCUUGGCUCGUGUCGCCAACGAGGCCCAGCUGGCGCUCGCCGCCGCGACACCGCUGCCGCCUACACCGACCAAGCGGUCUCCCACCAAAGGCAAGAAGCGACGAGCCGACGACGCGGCCGAUUCCAAGGUCGCCAAGAAUGCGCGCUUACUCCGCGCGCUGGCCGAGGCCAACGCGACACUCAAUCAACUCGACCCCAGCGCCAUCUCGGCCGUGUAGAUGUAGAUUAUCCGUGCCACUGGCACGAUGCAUUGCAGUAUGAGCA